Molecule: messenger RNA, 268 nt
Organism: Funneliformis geosporum
Lineage: Eukaryota; Fungi; Glomeromycota; Glomeromycetes; Glomerales; Glomeraceae
Source: the annotation of a GenBank genome assembly
GUGCAAUGACUCAAUACAUACCUACAGAAAUUUUAGGUAAAGUAAUACUAGAGAAAAUAUCAGAUAUCCAAAAUAUAACGUCAGAUGCAAAAAUAGGCUAUACACUAGAAGUUGAUCUAGAAGCUCUAGUGCACUUACACGAUUUCUUUACAAAUUAUCCUUUAGCACCAGAAAAGCAAAUUGUACCAGAAAACUGGCUUAACUUGUAUAAUGAAAGAUUAGUACGUGGUAAGGCAGUUGGAGAUGGAAAAUAUGUAUCUGAAGAGAA